GCGACAUCUUGGCUCCACCAGAUUGGAAGCUUCUCGCGGGGAUUGUCGGCGCGCGACCUGGAGGGACGAGACGUGGAGACUGGGGAUCGAUAUCACAGCGUCAUGCGGGGGGUCGCGCAUUGAAUCCCCGUGGGGAAAGCAGAGCUGACAGAUCCAGGAAGAGGUGAAAUUUGCGUCGAGGACUCGAGGUGGGAUGGUGGGGGUUUUGCGUUGCAAUUUGGACGGUAUAAAAGGCCUGGCUGGGAUUCGCACGUCGUACUUAAUUUUGAUUCUUUCGACCAGACACACUCUCCACUCUUCUUUCUUGUUUAACUCCUCUUUCUCCCUCGUUUUUUCUCCUGUUCGCUCGUGUCGUGCUGGUCGAAGAUGGCUACCAACGAGCCUGCCGAUCCCAUCCCGAAAGGCAUCUGGGCCACCACCAAGCAGGCCUGGAAUGACCUUUUCAUCUGGAAGCAGCGUGUGGAAGUCACCAACGAGUAUGGCGAGACUCGUACCGAAUGGCAGUCCCCCGAACCUCUGAAGAAUCCCGUCAGCUUGUUCAUGCAGCUGAGCGCACGCGACUGGUUGUUCUUCAUCGUCGGCUUUACAGCCUGGACGGCCGAUGCAUUUGAUUUCCAUGCGCUGUCAAUUCAGACUGUCAAGUUGUCAAAAUACUAUGAUCGCUCCAAGACGGACAUCAGCACGGCCAUCACUCUCACCCUGUUGCUGCGCAGUGUCGGUGCCGCGGCCUUUGGUCUGGCUGGCGACAAGUUCGGCCGCAAGUGGCCUAUGGUCAUCAACAUGAUUGUGCUGGGUGUGCUGCAGAUUGCCACGAUCUAUAGCAGAACAUUCCAACAGUUCCUGGCGGUGCGCAGUCUAUUCGGGUUGUUCAUGGGAGGUGUGUAUGGUAACGCCAUUGCCAUGGCUUUGGAGCAUUGCCCGGUGAACGCCCGUGGAUUGAUGUCGGGUAUCUUGCAGCAAGGAUACUCGCUGGGAUAUGUGAUUGCAGCCUGCGCGAAUCUGGGAGUGGGCGGCGGGACGGAGACCUGGAAGACGGUCUUUUGGAUCGCAGCCGGUAUCUCCAUCGGCGUCGGUCUCGUUAGAAUCCUCUUCCCCGAGUCCAAACAAUUCCUGGAGGCCAAAAAGGCCGGAAAGCAGUCGAAAGACGCCAAGGCAUUCUGGCAGGAAACGAAGCACAUGCUGGGCCAGGAAUGGAAGAUGUGCAUCUACUGCGUCAUCCUGAUGACCUGGUUCAACUACUACUCUCACACAUCGCAGGACUCGUACACGACUUUCAUGCUGACCCAGAAGGGGUUGGACAACCCGCAAGCGUCGCGCGCCUCGAUUCUGAUGAAGACAGGCGCCUGCGUGGGCGGGACUAUCAUGGGCUAUCUGUCUCAGUUCUUCGGUCGUCGGCGCACCAUCAUCGUCGCGGCUUUCUUGUCCGCCGUUCUGAUCCCCGCGUGGAUCCUGCCCAACACCGAGCGAUCGCUCAGCGCGACGGGCUUCUUUAUUCAGUUCUUCGUCCAGGGCGCAUGGGGUGUUAUUCCCAUCCACUUGAACGAGCUGUCUCCGCCGGCGUUCCGUUCGUCGUUCCCCGGUAUCACCUACCAACUAGGCAACAUGAUCUCUUCGCCGUCGGCGCAGAUCGUCAACGCUAUCGCCGAGAAAACGUUCGUGAAAGGCCCUGGGGGUGAGCCGGCUCCCGCUUACGGGCCCACCAUGGGCGUCGCGACAGCCAUCAUCGCCACGGGAAUUAUGGUCACCACGGCCUUUGGACCCGAGAAGCGCGGUCGACGAUUCGAAACGGCCGUAGCAGGCGUAGACUCGAACCCUGUAGCGGAGCAGAAGAUCAAGGACAUCGAGGCGGGAUACGAGAUGGAACACAAGGCGACGGAAGAGCGCGUGGAACGAGCCGACAAGAUCUAGAUGAACGACACCUAAACUCAAGCAUCAGAGGAAUAACGAGAAAGGAUCGAAGUAGAGAUGAGAGAUGACAUGACGAGACUACUUGGAAACACGUCAAUAUUAAUAUCCGGCCUGUGGCAAGCGAGAUGUACUUAGUCUUUAAUAUUAGGGAAUGACAAUGGGAUAUCAAGAUAU
Messenger RNA from Aspergillus melleus, 2082 nucleotides. Its product is annotated as carboxylic acid transport protein. NCBI's taxonomy places the organism in Eukaryota, Fungi, Ascomycota, Eurotiomycetes, Eurotiales, Aspergillaceae. The record is from RefSeq and is a predicted model, not a curated record. The coding region runs from base 367 to 1908 and encodes 513 amino acids. Gene Ontology annotation, cellular component: plasma membrane. Gene Ontology annotation, molecular function: carboxylic acid transmembrane transporter activity. Gene Ontology annotation, biological process: transmembrane transport; carboxylic acid transport. The transcript has 3 exons.